Ambispora gerdemannii is the source of this 1821-nucleotide messenger RNA. Lineage: Eukaryota; Fungi; Glomeromycota; Glomeromycetes; Archaeosporales; Ambisporaceae. The record is from the annotation of a GenBank genome assembly.
AUGACUUCUCAUGAAGAAUCUUCGCAUCAAAGACCAAUCAAGCAUUUCGUAAAUGAUACCAAAAAUAUUGUGGUAGAAGCGCUUCGAGGGAUUUGUUUGACUUUUCCACAUUUGCGAUUAAUUGAGCAAGAAAAGGGCAAAGCUGAUAUUGACGAAAUCAAAAAUAAGCAAGUCACUCUUAUAUCAGGGGGCGGAGCAGGUCAUGAACCUGCACACGCCGGAUUCGUAGGACCAAAUCUUUUAUCAGCCGCCGUCUCAGGCAACAUAUUCGCAUCCCCUUCCACCUCACAAAUACUCGCCGCGAUCCGACGUGUACAAUCGCCACACGGCACUUUACUCAUCGUCAAAAAUUACACGGGCGACUGUUUGAAUUUCGGAUUAGCCGCGGAGCGAGCAAAAGCUGAGGGAAUCAAAGUGGAUGUCAUUAUUGUGGGAGAUGAUGUCGGUGUCGGGAAAGAACAGGGUGGCUUGGUCGGAAGGCGUGGCUUAGCGGGAACUGUUUUUGUUCAUAAGGUCGCUGGUGCUAUUGCUGCUAAAGGUGCAACACUUGAAGAUACGAAAGCUGCUGCAGAAUUAGUUGCACGUAAUAUUGGGACAAUUGGUGUUGCUUUCGAUCAUUGUAUAAUUCCCGGAUCCCAAUCUGCUGCUUUUUUGUCGAAGGAUGAAAUAGAACUGGGAAUGGGACUUCAUAAUGAGCCUGGCUACAAAAAAAUAAGUCUUACACCAUCACGGGAAUUAGUUCGCACUAUGCUUGACACAAUACUUGAUACAACCGAUCCAGAUAGAUCUUUUCUUGACAUUAAACCAAACCGAGAUUCAAUUGCACUGCUGGUGAACAAUCUGGGUGGAUUAUCUGCCAUUGAAGGUGGUGUUGUGGUGAAAGAUGCAAUUGAAUAUUUAGAGGAAAAGCAAUUCCAAGUAAAGAGAGUUUAUCUAGGCCAUUUUAUGACUUCUUUGAGUAUGCCUGGAGUCUCGUUGACUAUUCUAAAAUUACCGAUUGGAGGAGGGGAGAAAGUAUUGGAAUAUCUAGAUGAGCCAGUUCAAGUGCCCGGUUGGCAAAAUCGUAUUGUUGUUGAUAGUUCGGGAUUACAACAAGAUCUUGAUGAAAAGGUCUCUAGAAGUAGAUUAGCAGGAAACGAUAAUAUUGAACACACAAUUGGUGUUGAUUCGAGUUCAUUCCAAAAGUCUAUAGCUCUUGCGUGUCAAGCUGCUAUAAAAGCUGAACCGGUAAUCACAAAGUAUGAUAUGAUAGUGGGCGAUGGUGAUUGCGGUACGACUUUGAAAAAUGGCGCAACUGCAAUCCUCGAUGCAUUCGACGAAUACAGAAUCAACACAAAAAAUGUUCCUGAAGCGAUUAGACAAAUCAGCGAUAUUUUGGAGAAUAGUAUGGGAGGAACUAGCGGAGCGAUAUAUUGCAUUUUCUUGAAUGGACUAGCCAAUGGGGUUUUGUCCACGGCUGUUAAACACCCUGACAGUCAUUCGAUAUCAAUAGAUGCAAAAUGUUGGGCUGAAUCAUUGAAAAUCGCAUUAACUUCACUUUCCCUAUACACCAAAGCAAAAGUGGGUGACCGGACACUAAUGGACACAUUAAUUCCUUUUAUCGAAACUUUUACGACAAACACCACUAAUGAUACACAUCAGGCUUUGAGAUCGGCGUUAAAUGCUGCACAACAAGGUGCAGAAAAUACUAGAACAUUGAAAGCCAGAUUAGGUCGUGCUUCCUAUAUUUCUGAUGAAAGUAUAAAAGAAGCUAAUGUUCCGGACCCUGGUGCAUGGGGUCUUGUGACUAUUUUGAAUGGUUUAUUAGGGUCACAGAUUUGA